Dendrobium catenatum is the source of this 2597-nucleotide messenger RNA. RefSeq lists its product as uncharacterized. Gene Ontology annotation, biological process: transcription by RNA polymerase I. Bases 405 to 2363 code for a protein of 652 amino acids. The record is from RefSeq and is a predicted model, not a curated record. Lineage: Eukaryota; Viridiplantae; Streptophyta; Magnoliopsida; Asparagales; Orchidaceae. Gene Ontology annotation, cellular component: RNA polymerase I transcription regulator complex. The transcript has 10 exons.
CCUUGAAUCUUCUCUUUUCGCUUCGUUGCUUCGCAGGAGGUGUAGCGAUUGCAAGCGUCGCUUCUUAGGCUCCUUCGUGGCUGUUCGACUUCGCUCUUUCGACGACUCUCCCUUCCUGUCGGAUCGGGAGUUACGUCAUUUUGAUCGGAAGCAACAACGGGAGCUCGCUGGCUGUGAAGGUAACUUUCUUCCUUUCGCGCGCUUCUUCGGUCAAUUCCCACAAAUCCGCCGAACAGAGGGAUUUAGUAAAUCCUGGAUUUAAGCCGUAAAUCCUUAAUUCCGGGAUUUACCCAUCGCCAGGAUUUAACGCGCGCACAAAAACCGUUUGGUUGGAUUUAGCGUAAAUCCGACUUAAAUCCCGCUGUAAAUCCGAUACCAAACAGCCCCGUACACCUGCAAAAUACAUGGCGAAAGCGGCGCAGCCAGCCAAUUCUACUGCUCACGCGAACGCCUCAGUGAGGAGGGAGCCGAAAACUGAUGAAGGCCAUGUAAAUGAUCAACGAUGCCAAACAAGCCCUAAAAUCGCAUUCGAAAACGAGGAGAAAGAGCUUAAAACUCGAAAAGCCAAGCCCCUUGCUGCCAGAGCUGCCGCUUCCGCUUGUUUGAAGCUUCGGAUGGAGAGUGGAGGCCAUUGGAUGUUACGGAAGCAGCAGCUGUGGGCCGUCAGCGGCAUAAACCACCGAAGGCUGGACCGUCUCCUCGACCGGUUAGCUGCUGGCCACCAGUGGAGAGAGGCCAGUGCGGUUUUGAGCACCCUGUUCGCGAGUUACCCUUCUUACUAUUCUCCGUCGGAGGACCGGAAAAACUUCAUGAUCGCUAUGGAGCUUCAGAAACGGUUCUGUUGGAAUAGAAGCUACCAUAAUUUGAUCAAAUCCACUUAUGAAAUAUGGUUUGGUAAAUUAUCCAUGAAAGGGAAUGAGAAGAUACACUUACUUCAGCUGGAAUUAACACUAUUUUAUCUCACUCAAGGGAAGUUUACAGAGGCACAUUCUCACACAAGAUUUCUUCUUACUGAGGAAUUUGGAUGCGAGCCGUUCAUAAACUUGAUCCAUGGAUUGAUACUUUAUCAGCUCUGGUAUGCUGAUUUACCUGAAGAGAUGCAAAUAAAGGGUUUUGAUGCUCAGACAUCAUCAGAUGCAUUUGGAUUGACCUUGAUUGAUGGCUUCCAGGAAACUGAAAUUGGUGAAAGUUCAAAUGGUCAUGAUGCUGUUGAUAUUGAGAAUUCCAAAGCUUCUUUUCAAUGUUCUUCAGAAAGCUCAGUUGGCAAUGAGAAAGUCUUUAUGGUAGGAAAAUAUGAUGUGCCAAGAAAAAAUUCUGUUGAUGCUUUUAAUGCACAGGGCCACAUUAGCCAAUGUGAUGAAAGCCAAUGCGAUGAAGAAGAAAGAGGACUCCCCAUAAAUCAGGAUAACUUUGUUAACACAUCCAUCUAUUUUGCAUCCGGACUGGACAAAAGAUUGUUGCCUAUACAACUGAAACUUUUGACAGAGGAUCCGAUUCAGUCAAUACUGCUCUACAGGAAGUUGGCCAAUGAGAAGUACAGAGAUGCAGUGAAACAUUUGCGCCGUGCUCUUCAUUCAACACCGCCAUUGUUAGCUGCAUUGCUUCCUUUGAUACAGCUAUUGUUGCUUGGUGAUCAGGUACGUGAGGCAUUUGUUGAGCUUGACAAGGCCUGCCAUGAGUUAGAUUCAGCACUUCCUUUCAGAUUGAAGGCUAGACUUCUACAAUGUUUUUGUAGUAGUGAGAUCUCCACGAUUUCCAGCUGCUAUGAGAGCGCCUUGACGAGGGACCCUUCAUGUAAUUACUCUAUCGAAAGGCUUAUCAAAAUGCACAAAACAGGAUUGUUACUUUGUAUUGUCAAUUAUGCUAAAUUGUUUAAUACAGGGGAUUAUAAUGUUACACCACUAGUGGAGACGCUAGCUAAGCAUUUAGAUGCUGUCGAUGGGAAAUGCAGCAUUUGGGAAGAAUUUGCUUCUUGUUUUCUUGAACUCCAAACAGCCAUGCUUUUUCACAGUGAAGAUUGCAUUUCAGCAAACAUGGGAGUUGUAACAGAUAAUGUCUACUGUAAUAGAAUACCUACAAUGUUUACUGAAGGAGAAACUGGAGAUACUUGGAGACUUCGCUGUAGAUGGUGGGUAUCACGCCACUUUGGCAGAAGUAUUUCUCUCUCUGAGAUCCAGGCUGGUGAGUGGAUGCUCUUACAAUUCAAGGCUGCUUGUGCUAUUCAUUUGUACGGUCCAAACUUUGAAUAUGUGACUGCUGUUAUUAAUAGCUUUACACAACAAGGGAACGCUAGCCAGCUCUCUUACUUGAACAUCCACAUCAAAAAUCCUAUGAAUCUCAGAGACAUUCUGGCGGAGCUUUAAGAGAUAAUCACCAACUGCAGUUUCUAACCGAGAGAUAUCUUUGAUUUGAAAGAAUGCGCAAUCUUUUUCCAUCCUUUACGAACAAGGAUAUUGGACUUUCCUCCCAUCUGAGAUGGCUCCUCUAAAUCAGUCUUCUUAACUUGAGGAAAGUAUAUUAUGCAUAUCAUUCGAUCUGCUUUAUCUCAACCAACAGUAGUGCAGUUAAGGUUUUGUUUGAGAUGGCUUUCUUACUAC